Molecule: messenger RNA, 1335 nt
Organism: Filobasidium floriforme
Lineage: Eukaryota; Fungi; Basidiomycota; Tremellomycetes; Filobasidiales; Filobasidiaceae
Exons: 3
Coding region: 139-906 (255 amino acids)
Biological process (GO): proteasome assembly
Source: RefSeq, a predicted model, not a curated record
AUAUAAUUCAUAGCUUUAUACUCUCAAAACUCGAAUCAGGAUAUCGCCUCAAAAACGAAUACCUGGCUGUUCUUUGACACUCGUACGUCUUUCCCUUGCCCACAACGAUAACGACGACCACCACGGACGGCGAUCACGAUGACCACCUCGACCCCGACCUCGACCACCACAACCUCCAAAGCUUAUAGCAUCACCUUUCCCACACCCUUUCAUACCUCGCCUUACCGCUUCAUCGUACAACACACCACCAUCGGACCUAGUACUUCGCUGCUCUACGCCGGGUUGGGGACCGUUGCCGGCGAAGACGACGUCGAUCACGAGGGGGAUGAAGGGUCGAAGAAGGAUGGAAACGGUAACGCUGAUGCCUACCAAGCUGCGUUGAGGAAUGCGGAAGGAGGACCGGAUGAUAUGACGGUAGGGAUCGAAGAGCCGUCGUCCUCCCCAGAGUACGGAUCGAACAUCAGGGUAGACUUAAGACCUGGGUCAAGACGUCUAGCAUCCGACUGGGCAUGUUCGUUUCCAUCCCGUUCGUCAACGAUCCCUAAUACGUCGACUACCCUCCUUUCCAUCUCGAAUCCUGCCAACAACUCUUCUUCUUCUCAAUCAGCCGGACCUGGACUCGGAGGGUCGGACACGGAAAGGGGAAAGAACAUCGCCAAUCGACUAGCCCGCCGAACGUCCCGUCAAAUCUUCCUCAACCUCAACCUCCCUCAUCCGCUCCCCACAGACCUCUUUCCCGCCUCCAUAUCCUCUUCCGCAUUCCCCGGAUCAUCAAUAUCGAGAACGGGCAUGGGCAUGGGGCCGAGCGCAGGGUCAGCGGGAGGAAUGGGAGGAGAUCCGGUAGAGGCCAAGCUGGUUUUGGCACUCGAAAAGGCGUUGGUACGGGUCUUGCAGGGUGAUCUAUAGCCUUCCAUGCUGCGAGGUCGAAGUUACAGACGGAACCGAUAUCAUUAUUUCUCCGCGGACAAAAAACGCAUUGAGGUCGGGACGGGGCAGCAAAGACCUGUCAAGACGCUCUCGACACCUCCGAGGCAGAUCAGUCCACAGCUCCCUCGAAAUCCAGGGUUUCUCAUUCGACCACGGAAAACAGGAGCAUCCAUGCCUAAGUUACCUUGUACGAAUGAGCUAAGAACAAACCGAACACAAGAGGUUCUGCCUGCAUCGGAGGCCCUGUAAGGCGCAUUUCCAGGAGUUUAGAAGUCUUCCAGUUGAUCACACCUCUUCUCGCUGGCUGAGAUGCAGCAGUAGCACAUUGCCGUAUAAGAUUCCGAGCCAUCUGAAAGGGUUCAUACGUCUUGUGCACAGGCAUACAUUAUAUGAGAUUCAUGAACAACG